GUGGCGCAGCUUCUCCGCCCGAGCCGCGCGCGGAGCUGCCGGGGGCUCCUUAGCACCCGGGCGCCGGGGCCCUCGCCCUUCCGCAGCCUUCACUCCAGCCCUCUGCUCCCGCACGCCAUGAAGUCGCCGUUCUACCGCUGCCAGAACACCACCUCUGUGGAAAAAGGCAACUCGGCGGUGAUGGGCGGGGUGCUCUUCAGCACCGGCCUCCUGGGCAACCUGCUGGCCCUGGGGCUGCUGGCGCGCUCGGGGCUGGGGUGGUGCUCGCGGCGUCCACUGCGCCCGCUGCCCUCGGUCUUCUACAUGCUGGUGUGUGGCCUGACGGUCACCGACUUGCUGGGCAAGUGCCUCCUAAGCCCGGUGGUGCUGGCUGCCUACGCUCAGAACCGGAGUCUGCGGGUGCUUGCGCCCGCAUUGGACAACUCGUUGUGCCAAGCCUUCGCCUUCUUCAUGUCCUUCUUUGGGCUCUCCUCGACACUGCAACUCCUGGCCAUGGCACUGGAGUGCUGGCUCUCCCUAGGGCACCCUUUCUUCUACCGACGGCACAUCACCCUGCGCCUGGGCGCACUGGUGGCCCCGGUGGUGAGCGCCUUCUCCCUGGCUUUCUGCGCGCUACCUUUCAUGGGCUUCGGGAAGUUCGUGCAGUACUGCCCCGGCACCUGGUGCUUUAUCCAGAUGGUCCACGAGGAGGGCUCGCUGUCGGUGCUGGGGUACUCUGUGCUCUACUCCAGCCUCAUGGCGCUGCUGGUCCUCGCCACCGUGCUGUGCAACCUCGGCGCCAUGCGCAACCUCUAUGCGAUGCACCGGCGGCUGCAGCGGCACCCGCGCUCCUGCACCAGGGACUGUGCCGAGCCGCGCGCGGACGGGAGGGAAGCGUCCCCUCAGCCCCUGGAGGAGCUGGAUCACCUCCUGCUGCUGGCGCUGAUGACCGUGCUCUUCACUAUGUGUUCUCUGCCCGUAAUUUAUCGCGCUUACUAUGGAGCAUUUAAGGAUGUCAAGGAGAAAAACAGGACCUCUGAAGAAGCAGAAGACCUCCGAGCCUUGCGAUUUCUAUCUGUGAUUUCAAUUGUGGACCCUUGGAUUUUUAUCAUUUUCAGAUCUCCAGUAUUUCGGAUAUUUUUUCACAAGAUUUUCAUUAGACCUCUUAGGUACAGGAGCCGGUGCAGCAAUUCCACUAACAUGGAAUCCAGUCUGUGACAGUGUUUUUCACUCUGUGCUACCUAUUACAGCCGUAUUCUGCUGUCCGUGGAGACGGUAAGAUCUUAGGUUCCAAGAUUUUACUUCAAAUUACACCUUCAAAACUGGAGCAGCAUAUAGCCGAAAAGGAGCACAACUGAGCACUUUAAUAGUAAUUUAAAAGUUUUCAAGGGUCAGCAAUAUGAUGACUGAAAGGGAAAAGUGGAGGAAACGCAGCUGCAACUGAAGCGGAGACUCUAAACCCAGCUUGCAGGUAAGAGCUUUCACCUUUGGUAAAAGAACAGCUGGGGAGGUUCAAGGGGUUUCAGCAUCUCUGGAGUUCCUUUGUAUCUGACAAUCUCAGGACUCCAAGGUGCAAAGCCUGCUGCAUUUGCGUGAUCUCAAGACCUCCAGCCAGAAGUCCCUUCCAAAUAUAAGAGUACUCAUGUUUAUUUAUUUCCAACUGAGCAGCAACCUCCUUUGUUUCACUUAUGUUUUUUCCAGUAUCUGAGAUAAUAUAAAGCUGGGUAAUUUUUUAUGUAAUUUUUUGGUAUAGCAAAACUGUGAAAAAGCCAAAUUAGGCAUACAAGGAGUAUGAUUUAACAGUAUGACAUGAUGAAAAAAAUACAGUUGUUUUUGAAAUUUAACUUUUGUUUGUACCUUCAAUGUGUAAGUACAUGCAUGUUUUAUUGUCAGAGGAAGAACAUGUUUUUUGUAUUCUUUUUUUGGAGAGGUGUGUUAGGAUAAUUGUCCAGUUAAUUUGAAAAGGCCCCAGAUGAAUCAAUAAAUAUAAUUUUAUAGUAUUUUGCAGAGGAAAUUACUUUUCUUUAAAUGAAAGAAAAGGGCUUGGCUUUCUUUUUAGUAGACAGUUGCCAGCAAUAUUUCAUUGUCUGGCAGUUUCCUAGUGUGGAUUUUUAUAUACUGUCCGAUUAACACUUACAUUACUUUAAACAAGCUUUCAUUACUUUACUUACAUUUCAUUACUUUACAUUACUUUAAACAAGCUUAGGUAAGUCCUUAGACUCACCUAAGGACCUAGUGCUCCUUUUUGUUUCAUACAAAAUGUAGAUAUACCAUCUGGAUGAAGUCUGUGUUGAGUUAAAACCAACUCUUCGGUAAUCUGUAUAGAUUUAUUCAUUAAUUCAUUAAAUAAUUUACAGAGACCUUGUGCCAAGCAGUUGAUUAGGGGCUGAGGAAAGGAAUAAAAAUAAGACUCAAUCAUGGUUCAUGAGUUGCUCGUUGUCCACUGGGGUAGAGAGGAAUGUCAACAGUUAGGAUACAGCAUAGAAAUUCUCCAUAGUAUUGCGAGUACGCAUUUACUAUUAGAAGAGGAGGCCCAAACUAGGGACCACGUGUAGGGUUGUCAGGAGAACUUCACAGGAAGAAGAUGCAUUGAAAGUCAAGUAUUGAAAACGAGUAGGAAUUUUGACUCUGAAAACUGAAAAGAACACAGAGAAAGUUUACAUAAGAGAAAAUACAUAUGGUUAAUAAAUGUAGAAAAAUAUUCAGCCUAAUCAAGGAAAUGCAAAAAUAAAACCAAAUUGUAUAUCAACAACAAGCAACAACAACAACAAAAAACCUAUGACUCUCAAUAACAGAGGUUAUUCAGAGAAGAACAUUCAUGUUCCCCUGGCGAGUUCGUAAAUGUGUAUACCCUUUCUUGAUAGCAACCCAACAGUGUAUCAAGAACCUAAAGCGUUCUUUGCUGUUGUUCCAGUAAUUCCACUCUAGCAUUCUCUUGCAGAGAAUAAUCAGUAGUCCUGGACAAGCAGCAGUAGCAACACCUGAAACUUACUACAAAUGCAAAUUCUCCAGCUCCACGUCAGACCUGUUGAAUCAGAAUCUCUUGGGUGGGGCCAGCAAUCUGGGCUUUAACAUGCCCUCCAGGUGAUUCUCAUGCAUGCUAAUAUUUGAGAACCACUGCUCUACACAAAACAAAAAAAGAAAAGAAAAGAAAAAUACCAAAAAAAGACAAGUAAAUAUGUGAUAGACUAUGUUUCUCUGACCUCUGAUUCUCAGAUCCUUUCAGUUGCAGAUAAUCCCUCACACCUGAACUUCCACAGUGUUUUUAUCUGUAAUGUUCUCAGCAAAGUUACAGCUUUGUAAACUAGUUCAACCAUUGUGGAAGUCAGUGUGGCAAUUCCUCAGGGAUCUAGAACUAGAAAUACCAUUUCACCCAGCCAUCCCAUUACCGGGUAUAUACCCAAAGGAUUAUAAAUCAUGCUGCUAUAAAAACACAUGCACACGUAUGUUUAUAGUGGCACUAUUCACAAGAGCAAAUACUUGGAACCAACCUAAAUGUCCAACAAUGAUAGACUGGAUUAAGAAAAUGUGGCACAUAUACACCAUGGAAUACUAUGCAGCCAUAAAGAAUGAUGAGUUCAUGUCCUUUGUAGGGACAUGGAUGAAACUGGAAACCAUCAUUCUCAGCAAACUAUCGCAAAGACAAAAAUCCAAACACCACAUGUUCUCACUCAUAGGUGGGAAUUGAACAAUGAGAACACAUGGACACAGGAAGGGGAACAUCACACACCGGGGACUGUUGUGGGGUGGGGGGAGCUGGGAGAGAUAGCAUUAGGAGAUAUACCUAAUGUAAAUGACGAGUUAAUGGGUGCAGCACACCAACAUGGCACAGGUAUACAUAUGUAACAAACCUGCACGUUGUGCACAGGUACCCUAAAACUUAAAGUAUAAUAAUAAUAAAGUUUUAAAAAAAAGAAAAAAAAUAAUAUAUCUUUCAAUACUGGCAGCCAUUACUGAUUCCCAAGUUCAUCACUGAUAGCAGUGAUGAGACCUGUCUUGCUCACUUGGAGGUAAAGAUACUACCCUCGGCAAUGAUAUUUCUUUGGACUGCUGCAGACAUUUAAUUGGGCACUAAGCCUGAUGCUGUUGUGAAGGAAGAUAAACUAAAGAGCCUUUGUUUAUGAAAAUAUUGUCAAAGAUUAUAUUUAAAGUGAGCUUUCAUUAGGGAUUGAAUAUUUUCUAACUCUCUAUAGGAUAGAAAUUUCCAUUGAAAUACGUAAAGCUAUUUUUAAACUUUCAUAAUUUGACUUUUUUGUAUAUUUUCAGGAAAAUAUUAUACAUUGAAUCUUUCUUUCCAGGCAUUAAAAUCCUUGAGGACUAGAUAGUCACCUAUUUUUUUCUCAUUUCUCCUAGUAAUUCACAUAUAUACUGUAGAAGAGCUAUAAAUAUACUAUAAAUAUAUUGAAUAAAACGCGUUCUCUCUCAUGAUAGUCCUAAAAUGUACGUCUAUUCAAUAAGAGGCUGCUGUAUGCUUGGUUAAAGAUUCCUCUGUAUCUGAUGAAGAAUGUUCUCAUAUCACCAUAUAAGGAUUUUUCUCUUAGGCCAACCAAAGGUGAAAAUAGUACACGUAGGAGAAAAUAUUUUUGCUCUAUAUUAUUUCCCACUGUUAUCGACAUUAUGUAAGUUAACAUGUAUGUUUCAAUUUUUAUCCAGGAAAUAGCAACUCGUACAUGAUGAAAUUAACAACAUAAAAAGUUUGUUAAUUAGGCAAUGUUAACAUUGUAAAAACAACUUUGUCUUAUUAGAACAGUGUUGACUGGCCUGCUCUUUAAUUAUUUUCUUCAGUGAGGCUAGGAUUGCUGGUCUGGGUGUUCCCAGACUCUAGGUGGAGGAAAGCUGAGCACAUAGGAUGGGUGGUACUAUAAUUAGGCUUCCUCUCUCUACCGUUUCACAAUAGCCAAAUUCAGUGGAAUGAAUCAGCAGAUCUCGCCUGAUAACAGUGAGGUGAACAUUCUAGUCUUCCAGAUAUUUUUAUACAAACUGCACGAACUCAGGAGUAAGUCCAAUCAUAACAAACCUGCAUGUUGUGCACAUGUACCCUAAAACUUAAAGUAUAAUAAUAAUAAAAUUAAAAAAAAAAUUGCAAUGAAUGUGUUUAGAACCGAUCAUGCUCUGGUUAAAAAUACAGGGAGAAGAUAUAAGCUUUUUUUUUUUCCUACUAAAAUGCCUCAACCGGGGAAGGCAAUAAAAAUACAGUCAAGUCAAAGCUCAAAUGAAAGUAUAUUUUAGGCAAAGCAUAGGGUCCUAUGAUGAUCUUAAACUGAGUAAGCACUUGGAAUCUAAUUGGAAACACAGGACAAACUAGAAGGUAAAAAUCAUACAGUGUAGUGCAAAUGUUACAAAGUACUAAAGUAUGAGUUAUAGAUUUUAAAACAAUAAAGCCCCAAAUCAGCGAUAAUUGAUGUUUAAGAUUAGUCUAGCGGUGCGUUGUAUAAACACCUGGGCAAACAAAGUUGGUAGCUUGCCAGCAUCAAUUUCUUAUCACUACAAAAUAGAAUAUGGAAACAAUAACUGUCAUGACACACAAUUCAUAAUGAAUUUAGAAAAUACUUUUUAUUCCCCCCAAAUUAAAAAACACCCAGAGUUCCCAAUUAGAUGAAAAAGAUAAAGUACAAUGAUUUACUGAUUAUGAUUGUGUGAAAGUAAAAUAAAUCUUGGGACCCCAAACUCACUAAACCAAACAGAAACGUCAAGCUGGGAACUGGGUCACGCCAACCUGCAUCUCAUUUUGGUUCCUAAAUAAGAUGGCUAAAAUACGAAAAGCUACAUACCUCCUUCACAUUUUGUCCACACGGAAAUUCCUUGGGGGCCCCAAGACCUUUUUCCUAAAGUGUUUCUGUUAGAGUGCAUCAUGGCAAUGUGAAUGGAUAGCUUUUCUCCACAGGUGUGGGGACAUAGGAGAGAACUCAGUCAUCCCUCUGUCCACCUGAGACAAAUGCAUAUCUGAUUGUUUCCUCUGCUCUAUCGUCUGCAUUAUCUACAUAUGUAAAAAUGCAGAUUCACUGAGCCAGACAAAGGCAUGAAUGACUGUUUUCCCCUACCCUCUUCUCACAUGAAAAUUAUGUAUUUCUCAAUAUCCUUCCCUUUCCCCUUUAGAUAUUGAAACCCUCAAAAUCAUCUAUGGGGAAAGGAAUAGACCUAUCUCCCAGGUGUGUAUCCUUAACUUUGGCAAAUAAACCUCAAAAAAUGA
This is a messenger RNA of Homo sapiens (human), 6169 nucleotides long. It is a transcript of the gene PTGDR, whose product is annotated as prostaglandin D2 receptor. Lineage: Eukaryota; Metazoa; Chordata; Mammalia; Primates; Hominidae. Gene Ontology annotation, biological process: G protein-coupled receptor signaling pathway. Gene Ontology annotation, cellular component: membrane; plasma membrane. Bases 118 to 1197 code for a protein of 359 amino acids. Gene Ontology annotation, molecular function: prostaglandin D receptor activity; prostaglandin J receptor activity; G protein-coupled receptor activity. The transcript is spliced from 3 exons. The record is from RefSeq and is a predicted model, not a curated record.